Acanthosepion pharaonis is the source of this 570-nucleotide messenger RNA. The record is from the annotation of a GenBank genome assembly. NCBI's taxonomy places the organism in Eukaryota, Metazoa, Mollusca, Cephalopoda, Sepiida, Sepiidae.
AUGCCUCUUAAUUUAGUCUCUUUUAUACGAAACACAGCAUUAAAACCUUCACCCUCCUUUUACCCGGAACUGUCAAAAACAUUUGGGGUAUUUAAAUCCGGAUUCAUAAAACGCCAUUUAUUUUAUCUCACUUUUCCCUCCUCUCUUUAUUUCUUUGUCCCUUUUCUUAACUUAUUUUCUCUUUCAAUCGUUUCACAGUUUCCUCAACGACAAAUUUCCUCUUCUCAUUUUUAUCUUCUAUGUUUUUACUUCCUUAUUUAUUCUCUUUUAUCUAAACUUCAUUUUCAUCUUUCCACAUUUCACUUUAUCUGUUUUUCUUUCCCCGCUUUUCUUCAAAUUUUCAAACUUCGUCCGUCAUUUUUGUCUUUAUCUUCUGGUGUUUCACCUCACUUUCCCUGUUUUUCUCCGCCACAUUUUCGGCUUCCUGUUUUUUCCACCUUUUCUUUUCCUAGACUUGUCUUAUUUAUGUAUAGUUGUCUAUCUUCUUUCAAUAAAUACGGUGGCAUUUCUUUCACCAGAUUUAAAGAUUGCCGCUGUCAAAUUUGUCUAAAUUACUUCUUCUUCCAUUAG